Theobroma umbraticum is the source of this 1666-nucleotide messenger RNA. Its product is annotated as DUF21 domain-containing protein At2g14520-like. Gene Ontology annotation, cellular component: cytoplasm. Gene Ontology annotation, biological process: magnesium ion homeostasis; intracellular manganese ion homeostasis. Lineage: Eukaryota; Viridiplantae; Streptophyta; Magnoliopsida; Malvales; Malvaceae. The record is from RefSeq and is a predicted model, not a curated record.
GUGUUCCAACUUCCAACAGGCAAAACACUUGUUUCACAUUGUUGUCUUGAUCACCUUUCCAUCUCUCCUUCAUUUUGAAGGAAGCAAAAAGAAGAAAAAAGAGUGAAGUGCCAGACAUCUCGGUUGACAGGGCCAUACAAAAAAAGAGUCGAAUCUUAUAUUUUAUUCUGUCGUUAUCUGUCGAAUAAGUUCAUUCAUGUACACUAGAUUUCUUGGCUAUGUACAGAGCUAUGGUUAACUUUGCAUAAAAAAUUCUUAUCAGACAACAAAGGGAAAAACAAAGACAGAAAGAAGAGGAAAGAAAGGAAGUGAAUGGCCAUAGAGUAUCAUUGCUGUGAAACGGGGUUCUUUAUUCGGAUCAUUAUAGUUGCUGGUCUAGUGUUGUUUGCUGGGUUGAUGUCUGGACUCACGAUGGGGCUCAUGUCUAUGAGCCUUGUUGAUCUUGAAGUUGUUGCUAGGUCUGGAACGCCUAGUGAUAGUAAACAUGCCACAAAGAUACUUCCAGUUGUUAGAAGACAGCAUUUGCUUCUGUGCUCUCUAUUAAUCUGCAAUGCUGCAGCUAUGGAGGCCCUUCCAAUCUUUCUGGACAGCUUGCUAUCAGCUUGGGGAGCUAUUCUUAUUUCAGUCACCCUGAUACUUUUGUUUGGUGAGAUUGUACCCCAAGCAGUUUGUACCCGAUAUGGUCUAGAAAUUGGUGCAAAAGCUGCUCCAUUUGUUCAAAUUCUAGUUUGGAUUUGUUUUCCGGUUGCAUAUCCAAUAAGCAAGCUAUUAGACCUUCUCCUGGGGAAAGGGCAUGAAGCUCUUUUCCGCCGUGCUGAGUUGAAAACGCUUGUUGAUUUGCAUGGUAAUGAGGCUGGCAAGGGUGGAGAAUUGACACGUGAUGAGACAACAAUCAUAGCAGGAGCACUUGAACUAAGUGAGAAAGCAGCAAUGGACGCAAUGACUCCUAUAUCUGAAACUUUUGCAAUUAAUAUCAAUGCUAAAUUGGACAGGGAUUUGAUGAAGUUAAUUCUGGAGAAAGGGCAUAGCAGGAUACCUGUUUACCAUGAGCGUUUAGAAAACAUAAUUGGACUUAUAUUGGUGAAGAACUUGUUAACCAUCCAUCCAGAAGAUGAGGUGCCUGUAAAAAACAUCACGCUUCGCAGGAUUCCAAGGGUUCCUGAGACAAUGCCUUUGUAUGACAUACUAAAUGAGUUUCAGAAAGGUCACAGCCAUAUGGCUGUUGUAAUAAAACAGAACAACAAAACAGAGCAUACAGCCAGUGAACACUCGGACAGAGAUGUUCGGUUGGACAUUGAUGGUGAAAAGCAUCCACCGGAGAAAUGUUUACCAAGCAAAAGAACGCUCAAAAAGUGGAAAAGUUUAGAUGGAAAUUCACAUAGAGCAUCAUCCAAAGGCAAGAAAUGGCCAAGGGACAUCCACUCAGAAAUCCUGCAAAUCAAUGAUGACACACUCCCUCUGACCAGUGGAGAUGGGGACGCUACUGGCAUAAUAACGCUGGAAGAUGUCAUUGAAGAGCUUUUGCAAGAGGAGAUCUUUGAUGAGACAGAUCAUCGUCAUGAGAGUUAAUGAUAUCUCCAUACAGCAUGCAAACUACAGAAAAGCAAAAACCCUACAGAAAGGAAUAAGGGUUUCCUUUUAGCAUACUGCCAAAACCUACAGAUUU